This is a messenger RNA of Aspergillus pseudoviridinutans, 402 nucleotides long. Its product is annotated as histone H2A. The transcript has 4 exons. Gene Ontology annotation, molecular function: structural constituent of chromatin; DNA binding; protein heterodimerization activity. The record is from RefSeq and is a predicted model, not a curated record. Bases 1 to 402 code for a protein of 133 amino acids. Gene Ontology annotation, cellular component: nucleosome. NCBI's taxonomy places the organism in Eukaryota, Fungi, Ascomycota, Eurotiomycetes, Eurotiales, Aspergillaceae.
AUGACUGGAGGCAAAUCCGGAGGCAAAGCCAGCGGCAGCAAGAACGCGCAGUCGCGUUCUUCGAAGGCUGGACUUGCCUUCCCUGUCGGUCGUGUUCACCGUCUGCUGCGCAAGGGUAACUACGCUCAGCGUGUCGGUGCUGGUGCUCCGGUCUACUUGGCCGCCGUUCUCGAAUAUCUCGCUGCUGAAAUCCUGGAGUUGGCUGGCAACGCUGCCCGUGACAACAAGAAGACUCGUAUCAUUCCUCGCCAUCUCCAGCUUGCCAUUCGCAAUGAUGAGGAAUUGAACAAGUUGCUUGGCCACGUUACGAUUGCGCAGGGUGGUGUCUUGCCCAACAUCCACCAAAACCUUCUACCCAAGAAGACUCCCAAGAGUGGAAAGGGUCCUAGCCAGGAGCUUUAA